Molecule: messenger RNA, 5605 nt
Organism: Corvus hawaiiensis (hawaiian crow)
Lineage: Eukaryota; Metazoa; Chordata; Aves; Passeriformes; Corvidae
Gene: ACVR1C
Product: activin A receptor type 1C
Exons: 8
Coding region: 105-1682 (525 amino acids)
Biological process (GO): cellular response to growth factor stimulus; protein phosphorylation; activin receptor signaling pathway
Cellular component (GO): plasma membrane; activin receptor complex
Molecular function (GO): ATP binding; activin receptor activity, type I; metal ion binding
Source: RefSeq, a predicted model, not a curated record
UCACGAGAACUACUUUUUGGGGUGGUCAGUCUUCUCCACCACACAAGACAAAUGACAUCUAUGAAAGUCCCUGGGACCAAGAUUUAGAAACUUAUUGUCUGUGAAUGUUGGGGACUUGUGCUGUUGGGGGUGUCCUGGCACCAGCUUCCUCCUGCAGGCCAGGGCCCCAUUCAGCAGCAGCUGGCAGGCCCAGCUGGCAAGGUGUCCUCGAGGCUCUGCUGUGCCAGGGUCUCGUCCCCACCGCUGUCCCCUGUUUGCCAGGCCUGCAGUGCGUGUGCCAGCUGUGCGAGCACACCAACUUCACCUGCCACACGGAGGGCGCCUGCUGGGCCUCGGUCAUGCUGACCAACGGGCGCGAGGAGGUGGUCAAGUCCUGCGUCUCUCUGCCGGAGCUGAACGCCCAGGUCUUCUGCCACAGCUCCAAGAACAUCACCAAGACCGAGUGCUGCUACACCGACUUCUGCAACAACAUCACGCUCCGCCUGCCCCUCGCAGCGUCGGAGGCUCCCGGCAGAGCGGGGCCGCGCUCGGCGGUGCUGGCGGUGGCGGUGGCGGUGCCGGUGUGCGCGGUGCUGCUGGCGGCGGUGCUGGCGGCCUGCUCGGCCCGGGGCUGGCGGUGCUGCGCCCGCCGCGGGGCCAAGCCCCCCAACGUGGAGGAGCCCCUGUCCGAGGGCAACCUGGUGAGCUCCGGGAAGACGCUGAGGGAUCUCAUCUACGACAUGACGACCUCUGGCUCUGGCUCCGGUCUGCCUCUGCUUGUCCAGAGAACUAUCGCAAGGACUAUUGUCCUGCAGGAGAUUGUGGGAAAAGGCCGAUUUGGCGAAGUCUGGCGUGGGAAGUGGUGCGGGGAGGAUGUAGCUGUGAAAAUCUUCUCCUCCAGAGACGAGCGGUCCUGGUUUCGGGAGGCAGAGAUUUACCAGACGGUCAUGCUGAGGCACGAAAACAUCCUGGGCUUCAUUGCUGCUGACAACAAGGAUAACGGGACGUGGACUCAGCUCUGGCUUGUCUCUGAGUACCACGAGCAGGGCUCCCUGUUCGACUACCUGAACCGGGGCACGGUGACGGUGGAGGGCAUGGUCCGGCUGGCGCUGUCAGUGGCCAGUGGCCUGGCCCACCUCCACAUGGAGAUCGUUGGCACGCAAGGGAAGCCAGCGAUCGCGCACCGGGACCUGAAAUCCAAGAACAUCCUGGUGAAGAGGAACGAGACCUGCGCCAUUGCCGACCUGGGCCUGGCGGUGAAGCACGACUCGGUGCUGAACACCAUCGACAUUCCCCAGAACCCCAGGGUGGGCACCAGGAGGUACAUGGCCCCCGAGAUCCUGGACGAUGCGAUGAACAUGAACAUCUUUGAGUCCUUCAAGCGUGCAGACAUUUACUCUCUGGGGCUGGUGUACUGGGAGAUAGCCCGGAGGUGCUCCAUUGGAGGAAUCACUGAGGAAUACCAGUUGCCUUACUACGACCUUGUGCCUUCUGAUCCUUCGAUAGAAGACAUGAGAAGGGUUGUCUGUGAACAGAAGCUCAGACCAAGUAUUCCAAACCAGUGGCAAAGCUGUGAGGCGCUGCGGGUGCUGGGCCGGGUGAUGCGGGAGUGCUGGCGUUCCAGCGGUGCCGCGCGUCUCACCGCGCUGCGCGUCAAGAAGACGAUCUCGCAGCUCUGCGUGCACGAGGACUCCAAAGCCUGACAGACCUCCCCGUGGGACGAGAGGGGAAGGCAUUCUGCUGUUCAUCUUUCCACAUGUGAUAGUAUUUUUGUUUCUGGUCUACCUCAGACGAUGUGGUUCCUUCCGUACUGCGGUGCCUGAGGCAGAGCACCGACCUCGAGUGCUGCGUUCGGCCGUGGGGCGAGGCAGCUUGGGACUCGUAGCUGGGGUUUGGUACAGCAAGUCCGUGACUUGCUUUGGUUUUGUGAGUAAAUCGGACACCAAUGAAUUGCAGGAAGGAGCUUAAAGCCUCAUGACAGUGUAGAAAUACCUUCUGCUGUUGUGCUUUUCCUCCUUGUCACACCCCAAGCGUCCUGGAAAUGUCUGGUGUUGGUUAAAGCUUGUUUGUCAGGGAAACCUCAUGUUCUGUUCUCAAACCAAGUAAAAGACCAAAUUAACCCAGCUUUUUACCUGUUUUUUUUGCAGGAAUGUGAAAAGGGGUUGUCAGUAAAUGCAUUUUGAAUUACUUUAUUUAUAAUUACCUAAGUAAUUAAAACUAUGGAAAUUCCACUAAGUGUGUACAUUGUGAACAAAACCACUGAGUCAGUUCCCUAUUAACAUUUAUUUUUAUAGUCUCAAUUUCGCAUACAAUGUUGUGGUAAAAAUUUGAGUUGUUCUGCUCUGUCUUUUGUUCAUUGAACAGAUCAAUCAAGGGACAACUUUUCUUUUUAACUGUUAGUAGGAAAAAUAAUAGAGGCAAUAUGUUUCUGUUAGCUAUGUAGGGAUGCAACAGGAGAAAUUCUACCUAAACUGAGAAAAUAUUUGUUUUUAGCAACAUCUUUCCAAUCACUGGUAACAAUUUUUUAGUGCCUUCUGAUGUAUUGGGGGAAGCUUUAACAAAAGCCAAUGCAGCCUGUUCAGAGGUUUCUUACAGAAUUCUGUAACAGCACCAGGCUGGUGAUGAAUAUUAACAUUUCUGCUCAUGUUUCCAUAAUAUUACAAGCCAGCAAAGUGAGUUUUGUAUUAAAAUUCACCAAAGUUUUGGCAUUAUGUGAAUUUUGCCACACUCCAUGGCCCACAUAUUUGAAUACAAUGUUUGAAUAUUUUUAAUGGGCAAAAUUAUAUAUUUCAUAGUCUUAUGGUUUUUCUAAUGUUUCUAAAUCCAGCUGGCUCACAGAAAUUAAGCCCAAAGAUGUUUCCAGAAUAGCAAAGCUUUGCAGAAAUAUGAUGUGGCCCCUGCAGCUCUGUGGCAGGCAGCUGUUGGCUGAUCACAGUGAGUCAGAUCAGUCUUUGGGGCAAAAUCUCUUGACCUGAGCGAUUGUGGGGGAGAAUGAGUUCAGCCUUUACUGAGUGCGGUGGUCAGUAGUGCCAUUACACCGGGUUUCAUCCUGAGUGCUCAUCUUCAGGACAUUGUGGAUACUUGGUGGCUGUAAAUUGCCCGUAAAUAGGCUUUGAUGCAAUUUACCUGUUUGCACAGGGUUUAGUCACUCCUGCUUUUGUUAAACAACAGGGCUUUGUGUGGUCUGCAGCCGAGCAGUGGAGCGUAUUUCCCCAGAGCUGCUGGCAGGUUUUGCCCCAGUGUGGUUUCUCAGAUAUAAUCAAGGUUGUCUUAGAGAUUCAGGGAGGACUUGACAGGGCUUGGAGCAACCUGGUCUAGUGGAAGGUGUCCCUGCCCAAGGCAGGGAGGUGAAAGGAGACAAUCUUUAAGGUCUCUUCCAACCCAAACCAUUCUGGGAUUCUAAGAUUCAAUUCUUAUGUGCUUCAGCUGCAUGAACUACCCCGUGGAGCUCAGUGAUGUGACUUUGUAGGCUGCAUGAUCCAAAUUUUGGCAGCUGCAUGAUCCAAAGCCUGGUGCUGACUUGACUAGCAAAAAAAUUUGCAAACCUAAGAUCUAGCACCUGUUCUUGUAGUAUGUAACUUGAAAAAAAAUCCUUAUCUUAAAAAGGAAGAAUCAAAGAUUUAUUUUUUAAAGUGGGAAAGGAGUUUCAGUUUUCAGUUCCCCACCCCGAGUCUCUGAAAAUUGUUGACCAACCCGGUAAUUUGAACAAGACCUUUUUGGUGCCUGGCUGGGAGGUGUGGAUGGAGGAUGCUCAGGCUCGGCUGCUCCUCACACAGGUCACAGUUGCAGAUCCAGAAAUGCUUUAACUUUUUCCCUGGAAAUAUCUCUUUGCAUCAGACAUUAUGGUCUGUUUACCCUGGCUUUUCGCCUAACUCAGUGUUUUUGCACUGGUUUUGUUUUCUUUUUUGUUGUUGAGAGGUGAAUGUACAUUUUGAUGAACCAGAGUUGAACAUAACUGAGCCAAGGGGCAGAUGUUGUUGUAUUGAGCUCUGAAAUGUUUGUAAACUCUACACUCCUUUAGAAAAACCCCAAAGAACCCUUGUUUUAGUGGCCUUUCCCCUCCAUGUGGGUUUGUCCUGUUCUAAUUUAAGCACAGAGGUUAUGCCAAGACACUUCUGUGCAGUUUAGGGAGGCUUCGGUUUCCUCAGAGAUUACAAUGUUCCUGAUAAUCUUCACUUAAAGCACAAGUUCUUAAACUCAUGAAAAUUUUCAAGGUCAAGGAUGCUCAAAACCUGUCACCACAUUCAGCCUCCUAAUUAAUGCUUCUAGUUUGGGGGAGUUACCAAUAUUUUAUAAUUUGCUUCUAAUAACAAUCUAAAGUUUAAUGCAGGGAUUAUGGACUGAAAGGGAAAGUUAAUUAAUGUUUCCUGUAGCACCUAAUUUUUUUGUGUUGCUUGAACUGCUGCCCCCAGACACUCCUUUAGAAAUUCAGGCUGUAAUGUCCUCUGCACUUUCCUACUUUUAUAAUUUGCACUUAAUCAAGCCAUGCCCUCAUGUGACACUAUAAAGAAUCCUGCAAUAUUUUAGUCACUGCUAUGUCACUUCUUUGCUUGGUACUAGAUUCAGGAAUUAUAAAUAAAUUUGUUUAGAAAUAUUCCCAGUCCCUACAACGGGUCUGAACUUUGAGCAGGGCAAGUUCUUCUUCUCAGUCCCCGUCUGCCCGGAGCUCCUGUGCCAAGGGUGGGCUUGAGGCUGUCCCCAGCUCCCCCUUGUUCAUGGGAAGGAGGUGUUUGGGUUUCAUCCCUUGCCUGGGGACGGUAUCACAGGACAGGGACGGGGGUGGCACUGGGGCUGCUGCCCGGGGCGGUGCUUCCGCAGGACUCUGACCGCGGAGGUGUGGGGCUUGUGCCCCUCCUUCGGCCGCACCGACAGCGGGGCACAAGCCCGUUCCUGUGCCCAGGAAGGUUAUGGUUCGGUGGGGGUCUGUGAGGCUGUCCUUGGGGUGUCCUUGGGGUAUCCUUGGGGGGCCCUGGGCCAGCACCUGGGUACCCCCAGCAGCACUGAAAACACGUCCCCUCCUCUGCCCUUGGCUGUGCAAGCCGCGUGUCUGUGAUUCCAGGGAUCGUCCCCACGGGCUGUGGUACCCCAAUCCCCCCCAAGCUUUUAGGGAAAGAUGGCCAUGUUCUGCUCUAACAGGCAGAACAAUUUAUGAAUGUACAGGGAAUAAGUAUAGAGGUACAAUAUAUUUCUACAGAAUAAAAGAAAUGUGCAAUAAAUUGUAACUUACACUGAAUGUAUUUUUGGCAUAAAUGGACCAGAUGUAUUUUGAAUGUAGCUAUGACAUUGUGUCUAAACCUGCUGUGAUUCUCAGUCCCUAAGAAAAACGUCAUGUUUUGUCAAUCUACAAACCACUUCCUCAGUUGUCUGUUUUUAAAAGAAGCAUUAGUAUUUUAUCUGGAACACCGUAAUAUUUCUGAACUAAGUAUAGCAGUGCAGCGCUCGACUUCAACCCUCGUGUUGUGAAAUAUCUGAUCUGUGUACACUGCAGAGUUAUUUUUAAAACUAUUGCUAACGUUAUUGCUUGAUAUUGCAGCUGCCUGGUUGUAAAAUAAUGGUUUAGCUGUUGUAUUUUGUAUGCGGAUUUGGGGAAGAUGUGGCAAUUUUAAUAAAUUCAGCAUACUCUGCC